Molecule: messenger RNA, 907 nt
Organism: Mirounga angustirostris (Northern elephant seal)
Lineage: Eukaryota; Metazoa; Chordata; Mammalia; Carnivora; Phocidae
Gene: TMEM14A
Product: transmembrane protein 14A
Exons: 5
Coding region: 17-664 (215 amino acids)
Biological process (GO): regulation of heme biosynthetic process
Cellular component (GO): mitochondrial membrane
Source: RefSeq, a predicted model, not a curated record
AAAAAAAAAAAAAAGAAUGAAGCUCACGGUUAAAACUCCGCCUUCUGGGGUCCCGGCUACACCCAGACCCACUCUCGGCGGACGCUUCUCAGUCCCGCCCCGUCCGGCAGGAGGCAGCGGACCGCAGUCCGGGCGCAGAGCCGGCGCCGAAAGCCCGGCAGAAGGAGCCAGCGGUUUGGAGCUUCCGGGUCCGGAGCCCGUGCGGGACACGCCCAGCAGAGGCGGGGGGGCGGGCCGUGCGCCGCGGGGAAGGCGCCGCCCGGAACCGGCAGGCCCUGCCCAGCGCCGCGAGGUACCGCGCAGAAUCGGGAGGCGCUGGCCGCCGGGACCGCUUCCCGAUACCAGUAGAAUUGCAACCUUGCCAAUGGACCUGAUUGGUUUCGGUUAUGCGGCCCUUGUGACAUUUGGAAGCAUCUUGGGAUAUAAGCGGAGAGGCGGUGUUCCAUCUUUGAUCGCUGGUCUUUUUAUUGGAUUUUUGGCUGGCUAUGGAGCCUACCGUGUCUCCAAUGACAAGCGAGAUGUCAAACUGUCACUGUUUACAGCUUUCUUCCUGGCCACCAUAAUGGGUGUGAGGUAUAAGAGAUCAAAGAAAAUCAUGCCAGCUGGGCUGGUUGCAGGCUUAAGCCUCAUGAUGAUUCUGAGACUUGUCUUAUUGUUGCUCUGAGAAUCCAAAGGAACUGAAGACUAAAGCCAUGUGAUUCUACGGGCAGAGCAUACACUUUGUAUUUAAAAGAUAAGCUUCAACGUGGAAUGUUAAGUGUCUUAUUUUACGUUAGAAACAACAGAAAUGCUCCAAAAUAAACACUAGUUUGAGGGAUUUUUUUUUUAAACCAAAAACUCGACUGUUUUCUACUUGUCAAAUAAUGAUUUUGUUAAAGAUACUUAAUAAAUCAUUAUACACGCUUUC